AUGGUGAGCCCAGCGAUGCUGAAGGGUAUGAACACGGAGAUUUACGGGGAAGGGCAUCCUUUCGGAGACCCUUCCUGGUACCAGGCCUACAACACGCCCUACUACAACGACUCGCACAAGAAGUUCCGCAAGAUCAUGCGGGAGUACGUGGACGAGCACAUCAUGAGCAACGUGCACGACUGGGACGAGAAGGGCGUGAUCCCCAAGGAGAUGUACCUGGAGGCCGGCAAGCAGGGAACCCUGGGCCUGUGCAUUGGCCGGCCAUGGCCUGAGAAGUAUUUCGGCCCGUCCCCUUGGGGCUUUGAGCCGGACUACUUCCAUGAGCUCAUCAUGUACGACGAGAUGUCCCGCACGGGCUCCGUUGGCUUCCAGUGGGGCAUCGCAGGCGGCACCACCAUCGGACUGCCGCCGGUGUACCACCACGGCAGCGAAGAGUUGAAGCAGCGGGUGAUGCCAGCCUGCGUCAAGGGAGAGAAGGUGUGCUGCCUGGCCAUCACGGAGCCAACCGCAGGUAGCGACGUGGCCAACCUCAAGUGCACAGCCAAGCUGGAGGGUGAUCACUACAUCCUGAACGGCGAGAAGAAGUGGAUUACGAACGGCAUCUUCGCCGACUACUUCACCGUGGCAUGCCGCACGGGCAAGCCAGGGGUGGGCGGCAUCAGCUUGUUGCUGGUGGAGAAGGGCAUGCCGGGACUGGAGACCCGCAAGAUGAAGUGCUCAGGUGCGUGGUCGUCCGGCACCACGUACAUCACCUUUGACGACGUGAAGGUGCCCAAGGGCAACCUGUUGGGCAAGGAGGGCAAGGGAUUCCAGUACAUGAUGCAGAACUUCAACCACGAGCGCUUCGCUUUCUGCGCUAUGAGCACGCGUUUCGCGCGGGUGUGCUUGGAGGAGUCGCUGAAGUUUGCCGGCAAGCGCAAGACGUUUGGGAAGACGCUCAUUCAGCACCCCGUGAUUCGCUUCAAGGUGGCUGAGAUGGCGCGCCAAGUGGAGGCCACUCACAACUGGCUGGAGUGGAUCACCUACCAGCUGAACACCAUGCCCAAGCUCGAGGCCAUGCUGAAGCUGGGUGGGCACACGGCCCUGUGCAAGGUCCAGUGCACCAAGGUCAUGGAGUACUGCGCCCGCGAGGCCGCUCAGAUCUUCGGCGGGCUGUCCUACUCCCGUGGCGGCCAGGGCGAGAAGGUGGAACGAUUGAACCGAGAGGUCCGCGCCAUGGCCAUUCCAGGUGGCUCUGAGGAGAUCAUGCUGGACUUGGGCGUGAAGCAGUCCACCAAGUUGGCCCAGAUGGCCAAGAUGUUUGCUGAGGCGGCGCCCCAGCCACAGGCCUACAACACGCCCUACUACAACGACUCGCACAAGAAGUUCCGCAAGAUCAUGCGGGAGUACGUGGACGAGCACAUCAUGAGCAACGUGCACGACUGGGACGAAAAGGGCGUGAUCCCCAAGGAGAUGUACCUGGAGGCCGGCAAGCAGGGAACCCUGGGCCUGUGCAUUGGCCGGCCCUGGCCUGAGAAGUAUUUCGGCCCGUCCCCUUGGGGCUUUGAGCCGGACUACUUCCAUGAGCUCAUCAUGUACGACGCGGCACCCCUCGGACUGCCGCCGGUGUACCACCACGGCAGCGAAGAGUUGAAGCAGCGGGUGAUGCCAGCCUGCGUCAAGGGAGAGAAGGUGUGCUGCCUGGCCAUCACGGAGCCAACCGCAGGUAGCGACGUGGCCAACCUCAAGUGCACAGCCAAGCUGGAGGGUGAUCACUACAUCCUGAACGGCGAGAAGAAGUGGAUUACGAACGGCAUCUUCGCCGACUACUUCACCGUGGCAUGCCGCACGGGCAAGCCAGGGGUGGGCGGCAUCAGCUUGUUGCUGGUGGAGAAGGGCAUGCCAGGACUGGAGACCCGCAAGAUGAAGUGCUCAGGUGCGUGGUCGUCCGGCACCACGUACAUCACCUUUGACGACGUGAAGGUGCCCAAGGGCAACCUGUUGGGCAAGGAGGGCAAGGGAUUCCAGUACAUGAUGCAGAACUUCAACCACGAGCGCUUCGCUUUCUGCGCGUGCGGGUGCGCUACUCACAACUGGCUGGAGUGGAUCACCUACCAGCUGAACACCAUGCCCAAGCUCGAGGCCAUGCUGAAGCUGGGUGGGCACACGGCCCUGUGCAAGGUCCAGGGAAAGGGCGAUUGGUGGCUCCGUGUGGAGCUGUGCUGCGUGCUGGGGGUUGGGGUGCGGAGCGUGGAGGUCAUGGAGUACUGCGCCCGCGAGGCCGCUCAGAUCUUCGGCGGGCUGUCCUACUCCCGUGGCGGCCAGGGCGAGAAGGUGGAACGAUUGAACCGAGAGGUCCGCGCCAUGGCCAUUCCAGGCUCUGAGGAGAUCAUGCUGGACUUGGGCGUGAAGCAGUCCACCAAGUUGGCCCAGAUGGCCAAGAUGUUUGCUGAGGCGGCGCCCCAGCCACAGGCAGCCAAGCUGUAA
Molecule: messenger RNA, 2466 nt
Organism: Effrenium voratum
Lineage: Eukaryota; Dinophyceae; Suessiales; Symbiodiniaceae
Source: the annotation of a GenBank genome assembly